Molecule: messenger RNA, 1638 nt
Organism: Colletotrichum karsti
Lineage: Eukaryota; Fungi; Ascomycota; Sordariomycetes; Glomerellales; Glomerellaceae
Exons: 4
Coding region: 1-1638 (545 amino acids)
Biological process (GO): DNA-templated transcription
Molecular function (GO): DNA binding; zinc ion binding
Source: RefSeq, a predicted model, not a curated record
AUGCCAGACGAGUGGAUCGAGAAAGGUCUGGUUGCUGAGGCGGCGAAGCAACCAUUCAUGCGGGACAUGGUAUGCAACGGUCCUUACUUCUCCAAGAUACUGCUCAACGCCAUUUACUUUGGCGCCUCUAAAUUCAGCCCCCGUCGAGAAGUCCGAAGGGAUCCCGAUGAUGUUCGCACCGCAGGCUGGGCCUUUCGUGAGCGCGUCCGCAAGCUACUCGGCGACGCGCUCGAUAAGAGUGACAUCACUACGAUACAGGCCUUGCUAGUGAUGACGAAUUCUCUCUUUGCCCUUGGAGACGAAAGAAGCGCUGCUUGGCUAUACGCAGGACUGGCUUUCCGCAUGAUCAUCGAUCUGGGCAUGCAUGUUGAUGCUCCUGGUCUCGGAAUCACGAGGAAGUUCUCUGAUGAGGAUCUCGAAAUAAGAAGGCGAGUCUUUUGGGGUGCUUUUGUUGUCGACAAGAUCCAGAGUCUCUACCAGGGUCGCCCGGCGUCCCUGAAAGAGUCCGAUACCCUAGUUCCUAUAAAGUUCCUCGACACCUUUGAGGAGUUUGAGAACUGGGCACCGUUCGCAUACACUGCCCAGAACAAUGCCUAUCCCGGCUCUCCUGCUUACAGUGUGUCGACGUUUACACAUCUGUGCCGGCUUUCGGUCGUCAUGAGUGAUAUACUGAGUUGCAUAUACACAGAAAGAGCCUUUGACAGGAGUCCCCAGGAGCUUUCUACAAUGCUUGAGAAUCUCAGCUCAAAGCUUGCAACAUGGAAAAGUAGUCUGCCAACGCACCUAGUUUUGGACCCUCAUAGCGAUUUCAAGACCCCGCCACCUCACGUACUUAGCUUACACGCCAUGUUCCACGUCCUCACCAUCCUGCUCCACAGACCAUUUGUCGCCGACGGUCACCUCUACAACACUUCUCGCUCUAUCUCAGUAAACUCGUUCAUGACAUGUGCGUCAGCUGCAAACAGUAUUGUAGACGUUCUACGCACGUACGACAAAGUCUUCUCUGUCAGACAUGCACCCUAUCUCAUAUCGUAUGCCACCUACGUAGCAGCAACCAUUCACGUCCGUAUAGCAGCGAAGCGAAGCCCCGAAUCAGGCGCGAGGGAGCGUUUGGAGACUUGCUUAUCCGUCUUCAGAGAAAAUCAAGAGACCAACUGGGCAGUACGGAGAGCAAAGGCUAUAGUUGAAGGUCUGAUGACGAGACUUGGUGUCAAGGUCACUCAGAACGAGUCCCAGAUCGCUGGCAACUCGGCUUCAAGUACAAACGAGACUACGUUGGAGCUGGAAUCCAGACAGCGCACCGGAAUCAUAAGAAUUGAAGCAACAGGGCAGUCAACAUGUCAUUCAUCUUUGCCCGGAAACGAGUCGCCUUCGAUGGGAUGGUCUGACAUUGACGGGAUCAUUCAAAGUUUCGUUCGGGGGCAAGACUUCCACGCGAGCUCCAUGGAAAUGGAUUCGGAGCCUUACAACCAAGCGUUGCCGUCUUCAAUACUAGGUAGUCAGCAAACUAUUGGCGACUCCAUGGGUGGUAUCAAUAACCACACGCUAGGGCUGCCGGGCGGGGAUGGUGGGAGUGCCUCAGUAGACGAUUUGCUAUUCGGAUUCAAUGGUUCCGCUCUCGACAGUUUCUUCUACUAG